GCAAUUGGUUUCAACUACUAAAAAUUCUACAAAAAUAUGGAACCAUUGAGAAGUUUGACCUUCUUUUUCAUAAGAGUGGUCCACUCGCUGGGCAACCUAGAGGAUAUGGUUUUGUCACGUUUAAGAAUAAGGAAGAUGCAGAAUCGAUGAUGAAAGAUCUAGAUGGAAAGAAGAUCGGAUCUAAGCAUAUCUCUGUUAAAUGGGCACAUAGCCUUGAGAAAGUUGAAGAUACAAAAAAGAAGAUUGAUGCUACUGUAAUUUCAGUUUUAAGUGUUAAUAAAAAGGAGAAGAAGAUCAGCCCACAGAUGCAAAUCAAAGCGAUAGAAAUGAAACUGAAAAUGAUGGAACACAGUGGGUCCGAAGAAUUUAAUAUUAAUAUUCCAACAACUAGUUCAGCUUCCCUUCGCCAAUUAAAUUGCAAAGGGUCAAAAUCAACUGAGCUUAAGUCUAAACAAAUAAGGCAUCAACCCUAUUCGAUGAAGCAUUAGUUUGUAAUAUUUAUUUAUUUGUAUAUAAACUGAUUUCAUUUUACCCUCCGAAUACAUUAUUAAUAUUUCUUUUGAAUUGUUUAAUUUAACAUUUAUUAAAAUAUAUUUUGAGGAUGGAGUAUUUCAAU
This is a messenger RNA of Nezara viridula (southern green stink bug), 616 nucleotides long. The record is from the annotation of a GenBank genome assembly. NCBI's taxonomy places the organism in Eukaryota, Metazoa, Arthropoda, Insecta, Hemiptera, Pentatomidae.